Tilletiopsis washingtonensis is the source of this 993-nucleotide messenger RNA. RefSeq names its product NAD(P)-binding protein. The transcript has 6 exons. Gene Ontology annotation, molecular function: oxidoreductase activity. NCBI's taxonomy places the organism in Eukaryota, Fungi, Basidiomycota, Exobasidiomycetes, Entylomatales. Bases 1 to 993 code for a protein of 330 amino acids. The record is from RefSeq and is a predicted model, not a curated record.
AUGCGCCCUCGCCGCUCACGCUGCUCUUCACAGCGCGUCCGGAUCCACAGCGUUUCGCUCAAUGCUCGCGACCUGCAGAUCUGCAGCGGCACUUACCCCGCGCCUGUUCUGCCACCCGUCGGCCUCGUGCCGUGCUCCGACGGCGCCGGCGAGGUGCUGGCGGUCGGCAGCGGCGUGCGCGAGUUCAGCGCCGGCGACCGCGUCGUGACGCAUCUCUCCGAGGCGUGGCAGCACGGCGAGCUGGGCAACGAGAUGCAGGAGACGGCCCUGGGCGGCGGCAGGGACGGCGUGCUGCGCAAGGUCGUCGUGCUCAACGAGCAAUCUCUGCUGCCGAUUCCUGACGGCAUGAGCUACGCCGAGGCAUCCUGCCUGCCCGUCGCCGGCCUGACAGCCUACCACUGUCUCUUCGGCUUCGAGCGCACGCUGCAGCCGGGCCAGACGCUGCUGGUGGAAGGCACGGGCGGCGUCAGCAUGGCGGCGCUGCAGCUGGCGCUCAGCGUGGGCGCGCGGCCCAUCGUUCUCUCCUCCAGCGAUGACAAGCUGCGCAAAUGCGUCGAGCUCGGCGUAGCAGAGGGCGACUGCAUCAACUACCGCUCGACGCCCGAGUGGCACACGCGCGUCCGAGAGCUCGCGCCUCGCGGCGUCGACCACACGAUCGAGAUCGGCGGCCGUGACACCAUCAUCAAGGCCAUCCAGAGCACGGCGCCGUACGGCAGCGUCUGGGUCGUCGGCUACAUGAGCGACUAUGCCGAGCCGACGGCGCCGGGCGAGCUCGACGUGGCCAAGGCCAUCCUCUACUCCCAGGCUGUCGUACGCGGUGUCCUCUGCGGCUCCCGAGCCCUCUUCCGCACCUACCUCGCCGCCCACGCCGCGCGGCCCGAGGCGCUGCGUCCGCUCAUCGAGUGCAGCUUUCCCUUCGCCGAGGCGCACGCCGCAUUUCAGCAUCUGCGCAAGGGCGCCAUGGGCAAGGUGGUGAUUCGCUGCAGCGACUGA